AUGAAACUACAUACUGGUUUGCAUAUUUUAUUAACAAUCUUCACACUUAUUUCUAGUGCAAACUUCUUGCGCAGUGAUUCAUCUAUAAAUACAGUUGAAGAUUUUCUUGAUACACUUAUCAAUUCAAGUCAUUAUGAUAGACGUAUUCGGCCAUUUUUUGACCAACAUAAAGCAUGUAAUGUGACUAUGACUAUUCAUAUUAAUACAAUUUCAGCUAUCAAUGAAGUUAACAUGGAUUAUAAUACAGAUUUAAUUUUUCGUCAAUCAUGGUAUGACCCCAGAUUGAAUUAUUCUGGUACAGAAUGGGCAAAAAGAUCACCAGAGAUUACAUUACAUUAUUCACUUAUUGAUCGUAUUUGGGUGCCUGAUUCAUUUUUUCGUAAUGCUAAAGAAGGUAAACGUAGUGAUAUAACAGUACCUAAUCGAUUGAUUCGCAUUCAUCGUGAUGGAAAAGUACUUUAUAGUCAAAGACUUUUACUUAAACUUGAUUGUCAAAUGAAAUUACAAAAAUUUCCACUUGAUAACCAAACAUGCGUGGUUAAUAUUGGCAGUUAUGCUUUUGCCACAAAUGAUUUAGCAUUUUAUUGGGAUGAAACUCCUAAUACAAGUGCUAUUCGAGUUAAUGAAGAUCUUGAAAUGCCUGAUUUCGUAUUAAGUAAUUUUGAACAAAGAUAUUGCAAUCGAACAACAGCAACAGGUUAG
This is a messenger RNA of Rotaria sp. Silwood2, 702 nucleotides long. Lineage: Eukaryota; Metazoa; Rotifera; Eurotatoria; Philodinida; Philodinidae. The record is from the annotation of a GenBank genome assembly.